GGCUCUUUUGUUGUUCAUUCAUAGGUCACAUCGUGCAUUUUAUCAACUUAUCUUUGGGAGCUUACAUCAUCUAACUGUAGAUUUCUGGUGCCAUAAUAUUUGUCGAUGUUUUCUUAAAGGAGACGUUUCAACGAACUUUUAAUCUAUCAUUUGUGUUUGGAGAGUGUAACGCGUCUUGCACCACUGGAACAGGAAUCUACUCUGUGAAUACACGGAUCAGUGAUGCGCGUCGAAUUGUAAAUAAAUAUAUAAUAAAGCCAAACAAGCGGAUCUGCGUACCAGAGAGAUAGAUGGAAAGAUGUAACGAGGGUUUGUUUUAAUUAUUCUCAUUUUUCUUAACGCGCAAAUUGAGGACAAUGAAGAAAGUAUGCUUUGUUAUCUGUGUUUUGUUGACUUUGGUUUUUCCUGAAGUAAAAUGUUGGUUCGGAAAGAAACCUGCCAAUAAAAAGUGUUUGUUUGAGCCGUGCAAGGAUUACUGUAGGAAUGGCGGAAAGUGUAGCCAGGAUGACUCUACAUGCAGCCCCAUUAAAUGUGACUGUUUGCCGGGCUUUGCCGGGAAAAGAUGUGAGCAAAUUCUGAAUGAUGAUGAAGCAUCUGCGAAUCUCCAAUCCAACAGCGAUGAUUGUCGACUGCGACCGCUGGAGGAACGGGAGUGUUUUCCAUUUCGGUGUCUACAUGGAUAUUGCAAUAACACGGAUGGAAAUCAAAGAUGUGUCUGCGAUAAGCAUUGGACAGGUGACAGAUGUUCCCGGCUAGACUGCUCUUCUUGUGGAAGUGGUGUAUCAUGCAGCGAGACGUCGUCAUGUGAUGUGAUUUGUGAAAGUCCCAGCACUACAAAAAAAGUCACAGAACAAACAAAAUCUCCCGCGGGAAUGGCCCUUAGACCAAUUUCUGAACGUCUCUGUGCUCCAACGUUCGAGUGUAUUCACGGGUAUUGCAGAGGUACAAGUGGGAUCAGCUGUGUCUGUGAUGUAGGAUUCGGCGGGUUGUUCUGUUCUGUCACCAUACCCAUUACCACUCCGAAAACAGUCUUCAAAGCUCGUGACGUCUGCGCGGAAGACUACAUAUUACGUCCAUUGUCUGAUAGAAAAUGUUUAGAUGCAUUAACAUGCAAGUACGGCAUUUGUAAUAAAAAGCCGGUUAAUGUAGGUUCUCCACUGCGUUCAGAAUACGAGUGUGUCUGCGACCAGCACGCUAGCGGGGUUCAUUGCCAAUUCCAGUGUUGUCGUGACUGCGGGGAGUUCGGAAACUGUGUUGUGAACAAUGGUAACGAAUUUUGUAGUUGCCAGUUGGGGCAUUCUGGAGAAUUUUGCAAUGUGACAACAAAUGAGGUUGACCCUGGGGAACGGGUGGCUGACCCCUCCUCUGAUUGGCGGGCCUUGAUGUUGGGUAUCUGUGCCCUGAUUCUUGUCCUACUAUUGGUCGGUGUGGUGCUGGUGCCUUACUUCCUCUGGCGCCGAGGAUCCGUCUUUAUCAUGAAAAUCAUGCAUUUUUCUCAACCUGAUGAACAGAACGAUGGAAUGGAGUAUGACGCAAUCAUUAUGUACAGUGCCAGUUCGGACAAAGACGUACAGGUUGCUAAGGACGCGUUGUCUCCCUAUCUUCAACAGUGUGGCUACACCGUGAAACUGGAAGGAAAUUGUAAAGAUAAUGGUGGAGAGAUUCAACACACAAUCAAGCAAAGCCGUCGACUUAUCCUCGUCCUGUCCAGUGAUUUUAUCUACCAAGAGUGGCCUGCCCUCUCUGGUCACAUUUCUGAUGAACAAUUGUCAAAAAUGAAAAAAAGGGUCAUUCCACUAUUUUUAGCGGAAUCAAACAAGCGUUGCGCCUGCGAAGAUAAACGCCUCAGAAAUCUUAUUUCAAAAUGUGCUUUGAUUACAUGGUCAGACAUGGAAAAGGCAAAGAGUCUAAUACGAGUGAAAUAUUCACUCCCGAAAAAAGGUUGUGAGUCCCAUGAGAAAAGAGGAUACCAAGGACCGUAUCUGAAAGUGGGGCAAUUUUACAAAAAUGGAAAUGUGCAUGUGCAGAACACACCUGAAAACGAGAAUGUUCAUGAACAUAAAGAUGAACAAAAUGUUAAGCAGAAUUCCCUGAAUUCGGUAGAUUUCAACCAUAAUCCAUAUAAUAUGCCAUAUUACAAAGAGUGAUGGAUUCCAUUUCGAAUUAUAUGGAGCCAUUCAUUGCCAAAUUGAUAUGUUACUCGCUGGUUUUUGUGUAAAUUGCAAGAGUGUGUACUUUAUUUACAAUGCUUCCAUCCACUGAUGUAUUUAUUAUGACCAUCUUUGCUUCGAUAUUGAAGUGUCAUGACUUUUUAAAAAUAAAUUUGUAAGAAGAGAAAAUAAACCCAUUAAAUUGUUAACAUUGUAAA
Ostrea edulis (European flat oyster) is the source of this 2368-nucleotide messenger RNA. Its product is annotated as delta-like protein D. The record is from RefSeq and is a predicted model, not a curated record. The transcript is spliced from 4 exons. The coding region runs from base 357 to 2147 and encodes 596 amino acids. Lineage: Eukaryota; Metazoa; Mollusca; Bivalvia; Ostreida; Ostreidae. Gene Ontology annotation, cellular component: plasma membrane; protein-containing complex. Gene Ontology annotation, biological process: signal transduction; establishment or maintenance of epithelial cell apical/basal polarity; heterophilic cell-cell adhesion.